Molecule: messenger RNA, 20102 nt
Organism: Paramuricea clavata
Lineage: Eukaryota; Metazoa; Cnidaria; Anthozoa; Malacalcyonacea; Plexauridae
Source: the annotation of a GenBank genome assembly
GGGGAGAUUGUCUAUCAUGGAAGAGACAUUCCAGGUACUAACAUCGAGAACCUUUUACAAUACGCACUUUUACAAUACAACUCUCACAUUCCUGAACCACGAGGGCUAGACCUGUUUACAAAAGGCCUAGCAGAAGCAGGGAUUAAUAAAGAUUUAAUUAAAAAUGAGUAUUUAUUGUCAAAAAUGGCAAAGGAGGAAUAUGAAAUGCCGCAAUCUGAGAGUGAUGUUGAACGCGAAUCUGGUGAAGAGGACAGGAAAUCUGAUAAGAGUGAUAAUGAAAGCGAAUAUGAUGAUAAUGAUGGUGAUAAUGAGCAUGAUGAUGAUGAUGAUGAUGAUGAUGAUGAUGAUGAUGACGAUGAUGGUGAGUCCGAGAAACUAGCUUGUAACCAUUGUGGAAAGGAGACAGGUCACAUUGUAUACUUAAUGAAAUGUCCAAGAUGUUCGUGGAAAGAUUUCUACUGUGGCAAAGAUGCUCAAUGUAUGACAUGUGAUCAACAGUCACCUCUACUGUUUUCGCAUGUCAUUGGUUUCUGCGAGUUAUGUUCGUAUGGUACGUCUAACAGCAAGGCGGGUGGAGUGGAGUUCACACCAAAAUGGAUAAAUAAAAGACCCAGCGGAUUGGACCGAACGUGAUCUAGCACGAAUGACUCCGGAAGCAAGAGAGGAUUAUGAACGUUUUAUAUUGAGCGACAGACCAAAAUAUAUUCCAAUGAAGCCGGAGAAACUUGCAAAGUUAUCCCCAGAAGAUAGACAAGAAUAUGAGAACUCUUUAAAAAUAACAAAAACACCUAGACGUUACGCUCUUAGAAGUAGACCGUACUAAAUUUUGUAUAACGUUUUGAAGAAAUAAAUGUGUUUAAAGACUGAAAUAUUGUGUAAUUUUUUGCCGGCAAAGCCCGCUCUUUCCGCCCGCGCGAAAAGAUCCGUGUACAAAUAUGUUGUACUUUAAUAUAUGCAUGUACCCGCAAAGCCGCGCGCCUGAUUUUAAGGUAUACACCUGCGUUAAAAAAUAAUCCCUAUCUAUCCAUCGGGAUACACUUAGUUAUGCAAAUUCGUAUUACCUUAAUCCCCUUAAUUACCUACACGCCUCCUAAUGACUUAGCAACGCAUAACAACGCAGCAAAGUUUAAAACAUGAUUAUUGAUACAAAUAAUAGAGAAAAAUAUUACAACUAAGACUGUUAAAUUGUUCUACAGGUUUUUUCCUUGACCGUAUAUAUAUAUAUAUAUAUAUAUAUAUAUAUAUAUAUAUAUAUAUAUAUAUAUAUAUAUAUAUAUAUAUAUAUAUAUAUAUACCGGGUGGCCCAAAAAAAAGUACUCCUGUUUGAUUCGUAAUAACAUCUAAACAAGUAUAGCUUUUAAAGAGAAAUAACUUGCGUCAAAUAGAGGAAGGACUAACUUAGACUUUGAUAUAUUACAGUUGUAUUUCACUUAAAAAUUCACGGAGAUAUUAAUCUUUAAAUUCGGGAGGAUAUUUCUGGAUGUGUCUGAAAUAUGCAAAAAUCGGCGUAUCAAAUAUUAAUCAAGAUUUACCCGACUGAAACAUGCACUAAUACCAGUAAAUAAAUGACACUUGACAAAUUGUUUAUUAUGAAACAAAGUAUUAUUAUAUCUACAAAAUACAAGCAAGAUUCAUUCGUCCGAAAUUCGCGUGUGUUCCUAGCACGAAUACGUUUCCUUAUUUCAUGAGACCACUGCAUCGCGAAGGAUCGUCAUUGGAUCGUUCGUAGUUCUGAAUUAGGGCAUGCUGUCACAACGGAAUUGUGAAGCUCUUCUAACUUCUGCAACGUUCUGAAAUCUUAUUAAGAACACCCAAACUCUUUUGCCGUUUCUUAAUCUUGGCAAGUUCAUGGAGUAAACUGAGAAUUAUAUGAAACACAAUCAAACCAUACAACUCCAUAAGACAUAACAAUUAAGCAACUCCCCAGAGACAUGCAACAUUUUUGGAACAAAACGUAACAAAAUAGUAGCGUUGAUACGGUGAUGUGUAUUUGCAAAAAGCAAUAUUAUUUCCUUCAGUAAAGAAUAUUCAUCCUGCUCUAACCGAGAAAUAAUCUACUCAGUCUGUUUGAACCCAUUAAAAACAUAAAAAAAUUAGGCUAUUUAAGAAUACGAAAAAUUUAAGCGCCUGCCUUCCAUGGUCAGUCUUUCAUGUACAUUUAAGUUUGCAAAGACCCAAUAUUAAAUACUUGCAUAUUUCGAACGUUCAUAUUUCAGGAAACAAUGAGCUAAGACUUACAUGUAAGAUGUCUAAAUCUACGCCAUAUCCCUUACAAACCUUAACGAUAAUUCGCUGAAAUACAAGUUAGCCUAAUAUGUCAUUAAGCAAACAAACGCUGGAGUUAAUAUUUGAUAUACCGAUUUUCGCUAAUUUUAGACACAUUCCAAAAUAUGCUCCCCAUUUUUAACAUUAAUAUAUCCGUGAAUUUUUAAGUUAAAUACAACUGUAAUAUAUCAAAAUCUAAGUUAGUCCUUCCUCUAUUUAAUGCAAGUUAUUUCUCUUUAAAAACUUUACUUGUUUAGAAGUUAUUACGAAUCAAACAGGAGUACUUUUUUUUGGGCCACCCGGUAUAAAAACAUUUUAUGACUAAACUAAGUUCUAUUUUGUAGUAAUAUUUUGACUCAUUUCGACCUUUCGCAACAUAAUAAUAGUGUAGCUUCAAACUUUAUGAUAAAAAACCCGAUUUUCUAGGCGUGUAUACAAAUAAAAAUAGUACGUUUAUAUACUAUAAAUGAGUUUAUUACCUCCGCCAGGAGGUUAUGUAAUCAUCUGGGUUUGUAUGUGUGUAUGUGUGUGUGUGUGUGUGUGUGUGUGUGUGUGUGUGUGUGUGUGUGUGUGUGUGUGUAUGUGUGUGUGUAUGUGUGUGUGUGUGUGUGUGUUUGUCUGUGAGCACGAUAACUCAAGAAAUACCAAACAUAUCCGUACGAAAUUUUGUGAGUGCAUUUCCCAUCGGCUAAGGAAGAACUGAUUAAAAUUUGGUUGAAUUUGGUUAAAAAUUGAAUGAGAAAUAGCAAAAGUUUGUCUUGCUUUUCCCGGUCAAUUAAAUAAAACUUUAUACUGAAUGCGUAAUUAGGACGUGCAUAAUAUAUGCACCAGCCAUUCAAAUUCUAAUAACAAUAGAUUACUUCAAUAUUUUGCGCGUAGGCGGAGGUAUGCAGUCUCUGAGUGCCCUCUAGUUUUACCUGUAUCGGUUUAAAUUCGCUGUUAAGUUGCAAUUAAUUCUGUUUGAGAAAGCAAAAAUUGGGCAUUUCGCAACCAGGGCAGUUUCAGGGCAGUUUUGGCCUUGUUGUUGGGAAAUCCACUAGACCUUUUAUUUUUUCGCUUGCGUCAUCCUCCGCCCCGCCCCCAAAUCACCUAGUCCCAGUCUUUUCAUGUGAAAAAGCGCUGAAUAUUAAAAAAAAAUAAUAAAAAUAGAAGGCCUAGGUCUAGGCUGACAUUUUCCUACUUUAUUCGUACUUAACCUAAAAUUCUAGUCCUACUUUUAUCCUACCUUUCUACACAAGGAUGCAAGAAAGUCUGCGCAUUUUUUGGAAUAAACAACAAUUGCAUGGUUACGUGAAAAUUUUUUUUUUUUUUAAAACGCUUUCAAAAGCAAAAUUUUCCCCUGAAACAACAAGAAACCUGUACAGAAACUGUAGAUGCCAUGUUUCAUCAGGAAAUUUUGACAUUUUGUCCUCCAAACUGGAGGUCAGUAACCAAAUGUUGUUUGCUGAUUCCAAAACAAUUAUGUUAUUUAUUCCUGAUGAAACUUGGCGCACUCAAGACCAAAUCAUUUCUUUACGUGGUCCUUAUAAUUUCAAUGCAAAUAUUUGCGCUUUUGAAAGAAAUUUUGAACAAGCGCAAAUGUUCUGUCACGUGACCAGUCACGUAUUUGCCGUUUACUCCAAGACGGUGUGAGGUUGAAACUCGAAAUUUUUACUUACAACAUCAUAUUGGGCUAUCUUUAAAACGGGGAAUCGGGCCCGAUUCCCGGAUUCCCCAUUCCCUGUUUUAAAGAUAGCCAUCAUAUUGUAUCAGGUUAUUACCUCAUGCGUGCUUUAAUUCUGACAUCGAAGUUAUGUGACGUCAUCAUAUGAAAGUCGUCUUUUGCAGUUUGGCCUACGCUAGCCUUGACUGCUAUACAAUUUGGAUCUACUCAAUUAGCCUUUCUCACGAUGACGAGUUACCGCCAUUUUUGGGUGGCAUCGAAUUUUAAUUAUCCAAUGCAGACAAUUAAAACAAUGUGACAAAGUCGCUGUUAUGUGGACUUAUCGCACAGACUUCAGCUGUUAAAUGCCACCCAAAAAUGGCAGAGAAAGGUUAAUUGAUGAUGAUUUGUGACGCAUGUAUUGUUUUCUGUUCAGUACAUUGCACUGAUUGCAGCGUUAAAAUGUUAAUUAAAAUUCAAAAGGUCCCCACCGAGUUUUCUUGCGCUUUCAUGAGUCUAAUAUUAGGUAUUUUAAUGGCAUCUCUUUUAUUUUAUUUUAUUUUAGGAUGAUUUUUAUCUAAAUUUAGUCGACUGGUCUCAACAGAAUAUUCUUAGUGUUGGACUCGGCACUUGUGUUUAUCUUUGGAGUGCAUGUACUAGUCAGGUGAGUAGAUUAAAAUAUUUGUUUUUCUUCAUGAAGCUAUAUUUGUUAUGGUAAAUUGUGAGCUCACUUUAACAUAUAGAAAAUCCUCUACUCCACACAUAUGCAAUGGACAUCACAACCGCGUUAAUCUAUCUAUCAACCGCCCUUCCCUAAUGGAGCUGUUUCGAACUACGUGCUUCUCUCAAAUUAGCGAACCUUAUAUAUUAAUUAGCGUCCUACUCUAAUUAGCGAAAGACCUCGGAUGUAUAGGUUUAUGGAAGGUUGAUGUAUUAAUUGCAUGCUAAAGUUUAUAAUAACUGAAAGUUCAUUCACCUCAAGUUAUUAACUUCGUAACAGGUAACAAAGCUUUGCGACUUGUCAGAUGAUAGCGAUUCCGUUACAUCUGUUUCAUGGGCAGAAAGGGUAAGUCGAAAAUUUUGAUCGGUUUUGACAUAUAUAGAGAUAGUACAGAGGAGUGUUUAGGAACACUGAACUCGAAUUUAUUGAGCCAUUUGAAGUGCAAAUUUAUGUCAAUACUUCGUGUUCCAUUUGUUAGUUAAUGUUUGGUUCACAUUAAAUGGGUCCCCUGAAGCCAUGGGUUGCGUAUUUCAUGUCAAGGGUUCUCCCGAAUAUAAGAUCAUGCACUUUUAUUAAGAUUGCCUGCAUGCGUUUACAGCUGCAAUAGCCAUCAUCAUAUAUAGUAUACCUGAAUAUUUUAAGAUGGUAUACAGUAAACACAUUACAGUAUCAUUGAUAACCCAGUGGCCUUUAUAAGUGCACCACACUCGAUUAUUUCUAGCGAUAAUUUCUGAGUUUUGUCUGAGUGUUUUUUGCAAGUGCAUGGGCGAUGGUUUCAGUAGGCCUAUAAAGAUGGGGGGGGGAGGGGGGGCAUGGAUCACGUUUCACAACGAAAAAAAAAGCCGUUUCACGAUUCACGUGUCUUAAAAAAGCAAUUUCACGGAAAACUAGAUUCUAAUAAAAUAAUAUAACAAUAAUAGGUUUAUUUAGAGUAUGUUUAAUGCAUGGUACAGUUUCUACGCUUUACGUUCUCUCACUUCUCUACCUGUCAGUUAAAAACUACAUCAUAACUUACAAGUUUGAGUGACGAGUAUGUCCGACUUAACUAUGGUCCGACGACCUCCGAAAGGCCUCCGAAGUUUUUACUCUUGUGCAAUCGAGUGAGAUCAUAUAAAUUGAUUAUCGCGUAUCAUGUCUAUCAUGACUAUUAUAAAAUAGAUCGAAAUAAACAAAGCAAAAUCACAGUUCACGAAACAGGCAUCCUUUAUUCUCAUUUCACGGAGCAUUUUUAUCGACAAUCAUACGCCUCACGACUGUAGAACAAAUCACAUUUCACGACACUAAAAUCAAGCAUUUCGCGCGAACAAAUAUUGACCAUUCACGGCUCACGAAAAUACCCUUUCCCACCCUCUAUAAAGUAUAUGCGUUACGCGACGGCAGACAGUGGAUGCGAAAAAAUUGAACGACAACUCUCAAUUAAUUGCCACCAAAUACUAUACAAGUCGUGGACUGAAGUAUGAUGGAGAGAUUUGACAUUUUCUCACUCACUGCCACGAUAAUAUUCAGUAAUUCCAAACUUUUCAAUUCAAUUUUCAUGUCACAUAGACUGGUCAUGUAGCCGUAGGCACCCACCGAGGUUUUGUUCAAAUUUGGGACGCCACUGCUCAGAAGAAACUGCGGACCCUGGAAGGACACACGGCGCGAGUUGGUGAGUACAAUACAAUUAUUCUGCGAACCAGGCUUUUAGCUAGGGUCCUGAAAGAGGGCGUCCAAUUCCGGUAUAUCGAUACAUCUCGGGAAAACGUUCCCUCUAGAAAACCUUUGAAAUUUACGUUUCUUCAUGUCUGUAUCUGUUCCAAGCUCGUUCGAAAUUUUUUAAACACACUUGGCUUUGUGAGUUUGUGCCGCUAUGCUGCUUUACUUAACUACGACAUUUUCAUUCAGCCAGGUACACCAUCAAAUUGAUCAAAAUGUCAAAUGUAUAAUAAUAAUGAGAAUUGAAGCUAUUUCGUUUCGGAUAUAUUAAUAUACUUAGGGAAAUCAUUGAAAAUAAUUCCCCUUUUCCCCCAGAAUUUGGGCGUCCAAAGGCGUCCACUUUUCGUUCUAGGGUGGACGCCCUUCUGGCUAAAAAGUCUGCAGUGCGAACUCGAAUCGUAUACGAGCUGUUACCGACGAGGUGCAUAGCACCGAAUUGGCGACGAGUACGAGGGUUAAUAAAAUAACUGUUUUAUAGUCAACUACUUCAUUCACAGACUCAUCUGUAUGGCAAUAUUUUGACAGUUACAGUAGUUUAGCAAUCCACACACUUGCCCUAGCUUUGCUCUUUCCGCAUUAUUUUUUUAACGUUUUCAUUCUGUUUUUAUUCCUAUUAAUGCAAUUAAAAGCGAAUUCCUUGCAGUUUUUCUUCAAUCAGUAACUCUUUCCUCAAUUUUCUCAGUUAAAAUCACUUCUUUUUUAGUAAUUACUUAAAACACAACCGUUGAAAUCCUUACGUCUCACAAGCUAUAUAUAUGCAGCAUUCGCGCGUCCGUGUGUUGUUUAUCAGACAUACAACCUCUCAUCUUUGGCUCGAGCUUGUAUAUGUCUCGCGAUCGAGCUUGUAUAUGUCUGAAAUUACUUGAAGGAAAUUAGAGACAGAAAACUAACUCGCUAGAAAAAAGACUCAUCAUGCAGUGUCGUUUAUAUUUUAUGUAUUUGUUUUAUCGUAUAGGUGCGAUAGCUUGGAACGGUGAACUUUUAUGUUCAGGUAGCAGAGACAGAUCUAUAUUACAACGCGAUUUACGAAGUUCUGAACCAAACGAAAGAAAGCUUGUUGGACACAGACAGGAGGUUAGUUUGGAAUGCAUGGCAAUAUUUUAUACUUUCUUUAAUCGCUAUAGAUGAUAUGAUAAUAAAUAUAUUAAUCCCACUUUACUUAAUAUAGAAUAAUUAAUUAAUUUAAUCUAAUUCCUUUGUUAAAUACUGAUUUGUCUGAGAUGAUAUCAUCCGAUCUCCAAAUCCUUCGCAGUUGCUCAAAUAGUUAGCUAUCCCCGUGUUUGGAACACAGAGUAUAAAUUGUCUCUCGGAAUGUGGUAGAGAGUUUCGGAUUUGACUAUGCCAUGCACUAUCGGUAUCUCGCACUGGAUUAGUAUACGCAUUUGAUUGGUUAAUCGGAUAUAUCAAACGCAUCUGAUUUAUUAAUGACUUCUGAAUGGUAGCUGUAAUAGAAGUCAAGUCUAUGAUUUUUGUUGCUUUCAUGUAGUGCGCACUGUUAAUGGACUUUUACAGUAACUAUAGUUGUAGCUUGCCAGUUUGAGUUGGAGUUGUAUAGUCCCCUAGUUGUAACUUAUUAUCCUUUUAAUUUUAAAGUAAGAAAUGUCAUCAGGAAGAAUUUUAUAUCUUCAAACGUCUUCUGUUUUCUCCGAUAACUCAUUUCAACAUUAUAUAGCAUGCAAUAAUAUCAGUGAUGCCCUAGUUCAUAGCUUCCUGCACAAGAUUCAUUGUCACCUAUAUAUGCAUGCAUGUUCCGUUUCGUAACCUGCAAAGCAGGCGUUUUAUUUGAAACGCGCGGGGGUGUUUAGUCAGCCAUGGCCAAGCAAAACGCCUUUGCAUCAUCGAUUCGUCAACCAUUAUUUCGCCACCAAAAUUUGAAUGUUCCAUUAAGCACUGUUUUACAUGCAUCUCCCAUUUCAUCAACUGCACAAUAUCUCGUGUAGUAAAUGUGGCAAGCUUUACAUUGGGGAAACUGGACGACGUUUGAGGAUACGAUUUGGUGAGCAUAGUCGUGCUGUCAUGAUGUCAUCAACAUCAAUGCAUGUUUAACAACCUGUUGCCUGACAGUUUAACAGUGGCAUGCAAUCGCAGUGUUUCGGAUAUGAAAAUUGCAGCCGUUUGCAUGGAAAGGCAUAGCUGUUUUAAGUAGUAAUGAUAGCCGAAAAAGAAAUGAAACCAGACAUACUACUACAGCCGAAAAAGAAAUGAAACCAGACAUAAUACUACAGCCGAAAAAGAAAUGAAACCAGACAUACUACUAUAUGUACAGUACAGUGCUAUAGCAUGCGCAAAACCUAAGGCUUAUUAUUCCUAACAGACUAUAACAAACUCACGCAGCGAGUAUAAAACGAUGAAACACUUCGUUUAGGCAACGCAAAAAAUCUCAUUUCCAAACUUGCCAAGUGUUUUCCGUUACUUAGUUUUAAUCUGUCUAAUAGUAUGCUUUUCAGCCUUUUCUAUACAUAAUUUUCUAUAUGCAGUGCUUCUAUACAACAAACAUUCACGGUUUAGUGAAUGAUUAGAAUGAGUUUGUACAAUAACUGAAGUUAUUAACUCUAGCCGUUAGACCAAUUGUCCAAUAUUGUUUUUGCUAGGUCUGUGGUUUAAAAUGGUCGCCAGAUCACCAACAUUUGGCAUCGGGAGGAAACGACAAUAAGGUAAAAUAAAAGUUCACGAUCUUCAAAUAAAAUUCCAAAAUUCAAUUAGAAAUAAAUACGUUUGUGGCUUUUCUGCGCGGCUUUUGCAGUUGAACAGUUAUAAUUAACGUCAAAAUAAUACUGGAUUCAGUAUCUAAUGUCUGUAAAGAAAAUCACCAAAAUAGAAGUUUAAUUAAUGUGCCCAUUCAUAUUUCCCAUUAUUGUGGAAAGUGAUUUUUCAAAAAACUGUUGUUAGUAUUUUUUCUCAAAUUAUUGUACAAAAGAAAGAUGUGAGAUGUGAGUAGAUCUUCCACUUCAGUACAAACGUAUAUAGGUUUUAAAAUAAUUAUUAGCAUAUACUCGGUAGUGGACAGUGCUUUUCAAGCAAUUUGAUUGGUUGCUCUGCUCACGGGAUAUCCCUGCACUAUAUUCUCCUCAGGACAAAAACAAAAUGGUUUCCUAUUUCGUUCCGGUUACAAUGACGAGCAAAUGUUUUCACGAAACGAAUCUGCGGUUCCGUUCAGCACAACGAAAACCACAUGCAAAGUUUGGUUUAACAGUGUUUAGAGGUCUUACCAUAUCUUACAAUAAACUAUUUCUAGUGAAUAAAGUGACUAAAAGUUUGUAAAUGCUGUUUUGUUUACAACUAUAUUAUGGGAGCUAUAAAAAUACAAAUUGUUUUAAAAUAUGUUCGCGGGGAUUUUUUGGUCAUUUUUUUUUAUAGUUAUCAUUGAUGGUAUAUGCUAAAACAAUGAUUCUCCUCAUUGUUGGUGAAUAGUGUAAUUGUUAAAUAUUUCGUACUUUUUCUAGUUACUUGUGUGGAAUACCAGCAGUUCUACUCCAGUACAACAAUAUAACGAACAUACAGCCGCUGUCAAGGCGAUAUCGUGGUCACCACAUCAGGUAUUAAUACUGGUUUUAUACACAACAGAAUAUUUUAGGCUACGUUCGCAAUAUACCGGAUAGCUAUAUCCAUAGCUGCGCGAAAAAGUACCUAAGUAUCCGAUAUGGAAUGUACAACUUUCAGAAGCUGAGCGAAACAACAUCUCUCCGUUGCAAUAAUUCCUCUGAAAAUAGCGUUCCUAAAAGCUACGGAUACCUGGAGGUGUUUUUAGUGCAAAGUUGCUUUGCACUAUUGUUAUGAGGUUAAAUUCACAUCAGUGACCGAUCGAUCGAUCUAUAGAGUAAACAAUCCGGGGGGAGCUUGCAAAUUAUUUUUAUUACGUUUUCUACUAAGAGCUUCGCGAUGUUCGCAUUGUUCGGCCAACUAAUCGUUCAUAGCUGUUUGUAGAUUAUAACAAUCUAUAUUUAUAUUCAUGAUGGUACAUGUUCUUACUUAUUUAUCUGACAUUUAGAGAAGUUAUAACAGUUAGGCUAUAACCAAAUUACUGUUGCAUUUCAAGCACUUGUUAUUAUAUGAUAUGCCCCCCUGUAACAUAAAUACACGUGCAUCAUACACGUGCUUUCAUAUGUUAUUAUUUUACAAUGGCGUACAUGGCGAGCGGUGACUAUUGAGCGGUGGUGUGAAAUCGUGUAGACUAGAGUGUAUUACAUCUGAGGUUGAUAGUAUUAUAGCACGGUGGUUUAAUAUCUAUGAAAGAUACGGAGCGAUGUAUGCAUGAAUAAGUGCCAAUGGAUAGUUUUGAUAUAAAAUUAUAAGUCAGCAGCUGAUUUCUAUCAGCUAGCUUAUUCUUGUAUUAUUAUAUCACGAUAUAACCCGCGGAAAGGAUGGACCGCUCGCAGUCUAUAUCAGUUAGCUUAUUCUUGUAUUAUUAUAUCGCGAUAGAGCUAGGUUUACAUGGCCCAAUAUUCAAUAAAUAGUAAAUCAUAAAAUAAAAUUGAAAUUUUGCUCCAGAGGCAACAUGCCGAGGUCGAGCGUAUUUAUAUUGUAGAGCCAAUGUCCCAGUGAACUAUAAAUGUCUGUAUUAAUAAUGAUCUAGUGUUUGUGGUGAAGUAUAUUAUUUUUAAUAGCAGAAAUUUCUGUACUCAGUGUAAUCUGUAGUCAGUAAUGUCAGUUCGUAUUGUUUCCGAGACGUUUUAUAUAAACAGUCAUUCCAAGCUUUUGUCAACUGAACUAUUGGUAUUUCUCACUUAUGCAGUUAUGGCAUUUCAUUGAUAAACUGUAAAAUAUUAUAUUUAACUAGACACAAUACUAAAGUAAAAUGUGGUGCCCGCCUACAAAUAAAACUUUCGGCGUUUCCGCCUACAUGCACAAGUAAAGUUAUAUUUAGCACGCUACACAUUCUCCUGUCGGCCGCCAGUUGGUCUGUAUAUUGGGAUCAAAACUGCGUUUUAAAGCCUUCAAAAUAAAAUAUUUUGAGCUCAAAAUACUAUCAAAAUGAGGAGAAAAGUGAGACGAAUGCGCUGGCAUACGGCCAAAAACGAGAAAACCAACAAUUCCGAAGUUAUGAAGGAUCAAACGGACUGCAUUUUUAAUUAGUUUAAUAAUUUUGAGCGAUUUGUGAACGAUACAAUUUCGCUUGUCUUUCAAAGGCAAUAAAUCGCUAGAAUGCUGUUGUUUAGUAAUACAUUUGACAUCUGUGAGUAUAAUUUCUUACGCUGAUUCGAACAGUAGUAUUUUUGUCCUUGUUUGACGCAUAAAACCCAGAGAUAAAGCUUAGCAAGUAGACAAACUCACAAACAAAGUCACAGGCAGAAUAUAAUGCGGUGCCAAAAAUGGCACGGGCACCGCAAAGUGAGAAAUAUUUAGAUGUCGGCCAUAGUUUAGCCCGCGUGCAGGCCCAAGGGAACUGAUAGUGGGCCUGCAAGCAAGGCCCGGUAUUUUGUAAAACGCCCCUUUUCAUAACACGCCCCAUUCGCGCGUCAAUUGUCAAAAAAGAACCAAUGACAGCACCCAAAUAUUAACAAACAAACUCGCAUUAAAAUGUUGCGGGGUUUUCUCUGCUUAUUCAGAACAUAAACAAUGUGUAAAUGGCAGCGUUUUAACUCCAAAAAAGCAAGCAACGCAGUCAGUAAUUGCCAAAUUUGCAAGUGCUCAUUUUCAACUAAAAUCGGAACAGGCAAAUUAGGACGAAUUUCAACAGAAAACCAGUCUCAAACUUCAAAUCGUGAGGGAAGUCGUGCGACCACAUUAGCAUUUAUAUUAUGUGUGCUUCGCUGUCGCCAUUGGCAUUGUUAUAAAUAAAUUGCCUCACUUAUCAGAUCGUGUGUGCAAUUCUUGUUGGCGGCGGAAAGUACGAAAUUUAUUUCAGUUAUUUCAUUUGGUAAAGAACUCUACAAAAGAAGAGAGCGUUCAGAGUCCAGAUCGUUUCGUUUCAAACGGCAAUUUAAUACCGUCUUCUGUUUCGCUCUCUCAGCGAAGCCUUGUAAAUCGCAAAGUGUUUCGAAUAGGCUUACAUGCAACUGCAUCUCAACAUCAACCAAAAGAUAAUUUUCUUGAGGAACAUAUAACGUAUCAAGUCUGUUUGAAAUUAAUGAAACUCAAGUAAAGGUUACUAUAGUUUACCCCAUUGUAUUAAAUGUUGCUAUUCCAACACCUCCCGACAAGCAAUCCCCAUUGGCAUAACGACCAAAACAUCUCUUCCUUCAAGUAAACAAUAAACAGUCUGUUCUUGUUCAAUUUAUAAUCGAAAAAAGUGAUCAAUUUUCGAAUUUUGAGCUUAUCGAGAGCCUUUGUGAUGAAUCACUGACCUAAUUAUGGAAUCACUGACCUAAUUACAGAAUCCAACAGCAAACAGCCAAUCAGAAUGCCGCGUUCGUGGGCGAACGCGGAAAGUACAAAAUACCGGGCCUUGCUUGCAGGCCCACUAUCAGUUCCCUUGGGCCUGCACGCGGGCUAGCCAUAGUUCUGUUUGCAUAGUAUUACUGUAAAGUCAUUAGACAGCAACUUCUGGAGCACGUGGCCAGCACGCAGUCGACUUGAACUCGUCCUGUCAGGUGACAACAAUUUCUUGCAAGCUGUUCAUUUUUGUUUCAUUUCGAUUUUCGAAGGCGGUUUAUUUUGUUUUGUAUUAAAUAUACAACGAAAAAUGGGUAGAAAAUUGAAUUACAAGCAAAGAAAAAAGAUCUGGACUAAAGCCACCUUUCAAGGGAUUAAGCCGUGGAAAAUCAUCCAUGCGAAAACAACAACAUUUACUGUCGUGGCUUGUAAUAUAUAAAAACAAACGCCAAACAACUUCCUUAUAGAUGCAUCAAUCCUAUCAGUUCAUACAUUAAUCAUUAUGCGAAUCAACAUAUUAAAAUCUUAAUUAUCAUUUGUCAUAUCAACUUUGCACUAUCCUUGGGAUCUCUGAGUUUCAUCUCGCUGAAAGCUAUCCGGUACAAUGUAAACGAGGGCCUUCGCUCGAAUCGUCGAAAUUUUUUCUAUAUUUCAGGUAGUUUAUCAGAAGCCCGCAAAAACAUACAGUAAUUAUUACUUUUUUCAAAUUGUUUUUGUUUUUGAGAACCUUCGAGUUCUAGCUCUUCUUAAUUUUAAAAAGGCCUUAAAUACCUCUAAAGUUCCCUGUUAUAAUCGUUUGCUAUAAAAUGUACUGACCUUUGGUUGACGUUAAUUAGCAUUUCCCACUCUCCUCUGCAGAGCCGUAUAUAUAGUUAAACACGAAGGAUAGCUAUUAAACAAUUAUUGAAUGAGGGCGAGUUAGCCUACGGUGUAGACCCAGAGAUUUGCCAGGCUUUCGAUCCGUAAGCCUGCAUGGGUAUAGACUUCACACGUCGUAUUUAAUUCAGACGAAUUUAAAUAUAUGAAUGCUAGAAAAUGUUAAAUAUACAAUAUAAAGCGUCUUGGACGAAUUUAAUUGACCCGACGAAUUUAAUUUGACGAUAGUGCAACAUAUGAAACAGGUCUUAUACCAGGCUUAUCGAAAUGCAAAUCUACGAGGAGCUAAACUAAGUAACGAAUUGCUUUGUUUUAUCGUGACAGCAUGGUUUACUUGCGUCAGGAGGCGGCACUGCUGACAGAUGUAUACGGUUUUGGAAUACGUUAGCUGCUCAACCUCUUCAAUCUGUCGAUACUGGCUCCCAGGUUUGUUGAGAAUUAUUGAUUUUGGGUACAUGUAUUGUUACACUUAUGAAAGACAUUAUGAAAGUUGCCGUUAAAGGCAGGUUACGUUUCGCUAUUUUCUUUCUUUUCCAUUCAUCGUUAUAAUAUUUAAAGAGAAUCACAUAAACCACAUCCAUGGUCGACUAUAGCGUGAGGGUUAAGGCUUUAGGGGGCUGAUAUCCUUUACUACUUGAUCUACAAGAGAGCUUCAUUUUAUUUGUACUUUGACCUUUUUGCAGGUGUGUAAUCUGGCGUGGUCAAAACAUUCAAACGAACUAGUAAGUAGACAUUUUACAAACAUGCAAAAUUCAUUAAUUAACUUCUGAUUUCUUUAAAUCAGCCUGUUCAACAAAAAUGCUUCAACCGUGGAAGUUUGCAUGUGGUUAAUCACACAAUUAUGUUUUGAUCAUUUGUAAACUUUAGGUCAGCACUCAUGGCUAUUCACAGAACCAAAUACUUGUGUGGAAAUAUCCUUCACUGACACAAGUGGCGAAACUAACAGGACAUUCAUACAGAGUUCUCUAUCUCGUAAGUAUGAAGAUGAACUCCUUUGUUAAGUGGAUAGUACUCACGAGCUUGGAACGAUAUAAAUACUUUAAAAAAUAUGAGAAGUUAGAGGACCUUCGAUUGAAACGACGAUUUCAUGAAAGCACUUUUCAUAUUUUUUCAGGUAAUUAGAUCUUUCAAGCAGAUGUUGUUCAUCGCCAUUAGAACCAACACUCGUGAUAUUCCGUGGCAAAGCUUUUGGUCCCUCUAUAGAUGAAUAGUAAUUAAUAAUUUAUCCUGCAGGACCGUUGAGAGGGGCACAGAAGGAAAUUUUUCCCGGGGGACCCAACCUGAUAGCGGUCCAGAAUUUAAAAGCGUUCCAAAAUGGAACAGUGACGCUUCCCAAGUACGAGCCCUUCAUCAAGUUAUAAUUAAUUUGUAAAGCUCUUUGGGUACCCCUUUCAUACUCGUACCUACGUAGAGGGGCGAGUUCUGCGCUGUUUGUUGCAUGCCCAGUGCGCCACAACGAGAGUUGAAACUCCAUAAUUGACAAAGCUUUUCUGGUUUGUUUAGGCGGUAUCUCCUGAUGGUGAGGCUAUUGUAACAGGAGCAGGAGACGAAACUCUCCGUUUCUGGAAUGUAUUUAGUAAAGCGAGAUCACAAAAGGCAAGAGAGAUUUUGAAAUUAAUUUUGCAGUUGGUUUGGCGCAAAUUACACUUCUAGAGGUGUAUGUGAUUAUGUGAAUAAUUAACCCUUUCUGAACCAGUGUCAUGUUAUACUCAUGUAUAUCUGCAUGGCAUCCAAAAAGUGAAGCCAAAGAUGGCGGAAAUUGACGUCCGGUGCGUCCCUUUCUAUAUUGCUUUUUAUCUGCGCUGUUAAUACAAGGCUGAAUGAAUGUGCCAAAAUUUCGUAUUUUGACUUCGAUUUAAGGAAUAAUAUUAUAGUUUUAUGGACUGAUAACUUGAUCAGCGAUACGGUACGUUAGGAAAAAAAACUGGAAUAAUAUUAGCCUGGGAAAAUGGUAUGAAAUAGACUUUUCAUGUCAUUUUCUGCCAUCUUGGGUCUUGCCCUUGGCUUUAUUUUUCUCGUAGUCAAAAGGCUGAAGGUCUUACUCCAAGUAUAUACAGCUAACUCAAUUAAGGUUGUCCUUCCAAAAACUUAAACGUUAAACUCUGAGCGCGCUAGGGAUGAUGGGUUAUUGCUUAUUUGGUCAAUUUCACAUGAGACAUUGAAAAUGGUAAAAUUGCAAAAUGCAACAUUAUGUGGUGCUAACCACACGUUUCCAUAGUUAACACAUUGGAUUAUCAUAAAUCAAAACGAUUUUUGAAUUUUGGCCCAUGCCCACUCUGCGGCAAACCGUCGAAUCUGCACAUGUUUGUUGCUAUUGUUCUGUGGAUAAAGUGUGUUUAUUUAAAAUAAUUAUAACUCAGUCACUUUAACUUUGAAAUAAGUUAUAUUUCUUAACAAACACAGUCUAAGGUUCACAUAUCAUGAUGACAAUGUUAGAUCAGACAAUAUCCAGUGUUGCUGUGAUUUAUGGUGCAUCGAAGUUUGGGUAAGAGAAAUGUAAUGUCCGCAACAAAAAAACAAUUCAAUUUAUUUUUCAGCCAAACGUCUAGCUCUUUUGACAUUAUAUUUGUGCUGCUUUUUUAAAAUGGUAUUAACAUUAUUUUAGACUGGAAAAUGACAAUAAAAAGUAUUAACAUGUCUUGAAUAAUGUGUUGCGGACAUUACGUUGCAGACAUUACAUUUUUGAAAUUGGAGAAUUAGAUGCUUAUAUAAUUGUCUUGCUUGAAUUCUAUAGUUAUUUUAAGCUUGAUGACUUAAAAAUAGAACAUUAAAAGGACUAUGGGACCCUUACUUUUAAAUAUAAUCACUCCGUGCUGUAUACACAAUCACAGUGACACAAUUCAUCAUGGAAAGUUUCCAAGUUACAUAUAAUGCCACUAACGUAUACUGCCAUUGUACCAUCAGUUUUGUAAGGCAAUUAUGUUGUUAAGAGCAAAAUCAUGUUUUAAUUCAUGUUUGUUUUAAUUCAUGUUUGUUUUGAUCAUCUUCCACUAAAACCCAGGGGUGUUAAUUAUCCCCACCAAAUGUAGUAAAUGCAAAACUGUCAAAUAGAAUGGUCUACAAACAUGACACUUUAUUUGCUGCACAACCCGAGUCAUUGCCUGAGUCUAUGCGCAACAAAUAUUGCACUUUUGAAAGAUAUUAUUGUCAACAGAAGAUUAUAUAUGUAAUAUGUGUGACCAUGAUUUCAUCCCAGGAUUUAUGGUGGUAUACACAUGCAUGGGCAUACAGGAAGGAAAAAAUUAGGGGGAGGAAAGAAAUUUGCCUGACUUUUUUGGAUUGUGCCCGCGUUGUUAAAAAAAUUUCCGGAGAAACUUUCCAAAAUUGUUGUCAACGGGGGGGGGGGGGGGGUGAUUACGAAGAAUUCCUAUUAGAUAGAUAGCAUAUUUCCCACAAAAUUGACAGAAUUCCCCACAAAAUUGACAGAAUUUGUCCCAUUUAUUUUUAUAAUAAGCCAAUAUUGCCCAAGUGUGAAGCGAAUAUUGCCCGACUGGCUUUGUUUGCUCCCUGCCGCCCCCCCCCCGCCCGGUACGCCCAUGGGUAUACAAAUGUAAAUAGAAUUAAGCUAGAAUGCCUGUUAUGUGGACUAGAAACAUUGAAGUGCAUAAUCAGUCACCCAGUUUUGAUUUCCUAUCAUUUUUAAUACAGAUUGCUAUACAAUCCCAAAAAUGUAAUGUCCGCAACAGUUUCAGUGUAAUGUCCGCAACACAAACUUUGCACUAUAAAGGCUGCGCAAGGGCAUUGUAGAACAUCUCGUUUUCAUAUUUUUUAACCCCAAUUAUCACUGAGAGCAGGAAGUGUUUUAGUUCCUUUGAUACCUUUCAAAGUUCACAGGAAAUUACAUUUUAAAAACAUCACUUCAAUGUGUGGUUGAUUUUGCUGUAAUGUCCGCAACAGUACUUUGACUUUUUAUUGCAAGAAUUGAUUACGAGGGAAUUUUGUUUUAUUUCAUGAAAUCUUAAGAGGUCCCCUUAAGGUUUUCUAUGACAAAGUUCCCAGAUCUGAAACUGUUGCAAACAGGAAACAUGAGCAUGUUUUGUAUUAAUUGUUUUUCUGUGAAUGUAAUGUCCGCAACGUGAAAUUGCCCAUUUAUAGACUCGUAAACAUUGAAAUUUGGCUUUGCAAGAAUGCCUAAGACAUAUAGAAGACUCACGACAGAAAACAUACUUGCUGCAAAGGCAAUGUUCUGAGUUUAAGGGCCUAAUAAGUGGAAACCCAUCAUCCCUUGCGCGCUCAGAGUUUAAGGUUUUGGGUUUAGGAAGGAUAACCUGAAUUGAAUCAGCUGUAUAAUAUAAGGCUCGUUGACCUGGUCUCUGUAGCUCAGUUGUCAGAGAAUUGCAUUGGAAUCGAAGGUUCGACUCCUUUUGGAGGUCCUAUUGCCAUUUGCGUUUUAUUCGCAACUACUUACGGUUAGGUUUCAAAUAUAUAUAUCAGUUUUGUCUCAAAAUUUCCAUCAACAAAACUUUCAACAAUUCCAGUGCAAGGCCCCUUACAUGCAAUCGUGCCAAUAGAACGUUCCGAAAAAUGUUGACCAGUUCAUUUCCUAACUUCGAGGAGUUCCUCUGAACAAUUCCUCAACAAUUUGAUAAGUUCCUUAAAAAGUUCCUAACUUCCUGUUUCAUUGACCAAUCAGAUUGUUCAAAAAUAAAAUAUAAAAUUUGAUUGGUCAAUGAAACAGGAAGUUAGGAACUUUUUAAGGAACUUACCAAAUUGUUGAGGAAUUGUUCAGAGGAACUCCUCGAAGUUAGGAAAUGAACUGGUCAACAUUUUUCGGAACCUUCUAUUGGCACGACUGUAAUUUUCUCUCAAAAUUUACAUAAAGGCAUCCAGGUGAUCUCGUGUUCGUAUUUUAGCCAAUCAGCGCUCAAAAAGGGUUGUCCGAAUAGAAAUUCAUUUUGAUGUAUUCAGUCAAUUAUAUCUUUCGUUAUUCUUUAUGAAACUAGUUGAAAUUUUGUAAUUAUGUUUGGUUAUGAGAACUAUAGCUCUGACAAAAAUAUGGAAUCGAAAUAAAGUAUAUUACAGGAGAUAUUCAGUUGUUUUAAUCACGAAAUGGAUUUCUAUUUGACAACUAGUGCCAGUACUUUUCCGCGUAUCAAGAUCAUCUGGAUGUUAUUGAAGAUUCUCUGUAAAAAGGUCUACACUUUUUAAUCAUAAUCAAUCAAUGGAAGAAAUGGUUUGCAUAAUCAGCAAACAAUGAUUUUUGACAUAAUCAAGCAAUCAUGCAAUGGCAUCGUCAUGUCGAAUCACUCAACCGUCGUGUUGUUCAGAAAUGAUUAUAUUACAAUAAGCAAGGUUUUACUCGUUGAUGUCGUCUCAACAUACAAUCGUAGUUCAUUGUUAAAACUUUGCCAAGUUUCUAGUCUCUAUAUUACUAUGUUUUAAUUCAGUCGGUCAGUGUAGGUGAAUUUUAAAAUGCAAUGAAUACCUUAUUAUAGGAAAUUAACGAUGCACUUUAUCAACGCGACAUAAAUUAACGUGUCAUCUAAUUAACGCGAAUUGCUUUCAGGUACUUCUAAAACUGAUUAAAUUAACGCGAAUCUGACAGUUUAUGGUUAACGAGUUAAUUUAACUAACGCGAGUCGAAGAAUAUAUACACAACAGCAAAAGUAAAAUAUUGUGUACUACCAAUUAAAACAGUACGCGAGUAGAUAUGUCAAAACUGUAACGUUGAAAGUUACAGUCAUUUAAGCCAAUGUAUAUUAUACAAAUAAUGAAUGUUUAUGAGUGCAAUGGUAAGAAUAUUUUCAUGAGGUGAAAGAUGGAAUGUUCCAUUCAACGAGGCGACAGCCGAGUUGAAUGGAACAUUCCAUCUUUCACCGAAUGAAAAUAUUCUUACCAUUGCACGAAGAAACAUUCAUUAUUUGUUUUAUAUAAUACCAAAAGUCCAGAACAGGCUAAUAGAUUCGUAUGAGAAGCAUUUUGAGGGAUGCGAUUUAUCGAAAACACAACGAGUGCAAUUGUACUAUACGUUUUAUUCCAUUGCACUCGCGGAGAGUUGCGAAAUGGAAUUUUCUAUUCAAUAUCACGUGACCAUAAACAGCCAAUUAAACGAUUAGAAUUUAAUAAGGUAUUAUAUAAAAAUAUAUAGUUCAGCUUAAGAUUCUGACAGUGACAGUGAAGAGGUGGACUGAUGUUUUUGUUUUGAGGUUUAAUAUGAAGUAUUUUGAGUUAAAAGAGUUCGUGUUAUAUAAAACAAAUCAAGGUCUUUUUAAUUAACGAUAACUUAAAUUUGCAUGCUUGAAAUUAACGAUAAUAUAAAUUAACAUUAAUUAAAUUAACGCGGAUUUUUAAAAUCCGCGAUAAUGAAGUGCAUCGUUAAUUUCCUGUAAUAAGGUAUAUACUCAGUAUACGGUUCGGUGUCUAAAUACUUAUCCCGUUUUCUUUGUGUUUGUAGGAAUGUAAGUCGGAAUUGAACUUGUUCACGAAGAUCAGAUGAUUGCGUAUAUGCAAGUGUAAGGUUGUGUGUAAAUAUGACACUCAUGGUAUAUUAAUAUUAGAUAUAGGAUAUUGUAGAUGAGGUAUACAUACUGUAUUUGUAAUCAUUGGGUGAGAAGAUGGUGUGAAUAAAAUAAAGAUGUGAUGCGUGGUGUA